AUGAGGCCCUCGACACUCGCCACCAUCUCAUGCCAGCUCCUCCUAGCCGUAUCACUGCCAAUUUCGACUAUCGAAGUACUCUCCCGAAGCAACAGCAUCACGAAAGCCUCGGUGGGUUUAGGUCUCGCAGAACGAAGCCUCGCACAAAGCGUAGCAACAGCUCCAUCCAAAGUCACCGAAAAAGAAGCCGCUGCAGGUGAAACAGGCGCAGCGGAAGGAGCAGUCGGAGGUGCGGAAGGCGGCGCAGCCGGCGGCGGCGAGGAGGCGAAAGAUCCCAACGAAAAGGAGAUUGAGGGACAGUUCAUCGUUCCUGUUCGGUUAGGCGGUGCGAAUGUCAAGCAAGAUGUUCUCUUUCCUCCAGCAAAAAAUGGACGUUUCGAGGUCGAAUUCCAAAACGCAGUCGGCCGAACCCUCACCGUGACGGAAAACAGAUCCCCCGCGCCGCCUCCCGCGGGGUUCACCGCCAUCGAGGCGGUUUCGUACAAAGUCAGCCUCGCAGAAGGCGCACAGGGCGUGACUCUCUCAAAGAUUGACUACAUUCUCAACCCAGGAAAUACCCUCGACAUCAGCAAGGGACAAGUGGGCCGCCUCUUCCCGGAGCUGAACGCCUUCAUUAUCGACCCGGCUCUCGGUGAACUCGAAUUCGAAGCCGAGGAGAAUGAGUUGACCUUGAAGGUUGCUAACAUGAAUGGAGAGUUCGCCUUCUUCCUCCCGCAGGCUGGCGCCGCCGCUGGUGCGACUGCAUAG
Messenger RNA from Colletotrichum godetiae, 747 nucleotides. RefSeq lists its product as uncharacterized. The record is from RefSeq and is a predicted model, not a curated record. Bases 1 to 747 code for a protein of 248 amino acids. Lineage: Eukaryota; Fungi; Ascomycota; Sordariomycetes; Glomerellales; Glomerellaceae. The transcript has 3 exons.